Messenger RNA from Hyaloscypha bicolor E, 1443 nucleotides. RefSeq names its product glycoside hydrolase family 76 protein. Bases 1 to 1443 code for a protein of 480 amino acids. The transcript has 5 exons. Gene Ontology annotation, biological process: carbohydrate catabolic process; fungal-type cell wall biogenesis. Gene Ontology annotation, molecular function: mannan endo-1,6-alpha-mannosidase activity. NCBI's taxonomy places the organism in Eukaryota, Fungi, Ascomycota, Leotiomycetes, Helotiales, Hyaloscyphaceae. The record is from RefSeq and is a predicted model, not a curated record.
AUGGCGUGGUUUUCUAUCCCUCGACCGCUGGCGGUGCUUCUGGCACUGUCGCUCUUUGGUGAUGCCGCCACCGCCAUCGAGCUUGACUUGACCUCAAGUGCGUCGAUCAAGUCAGCGGCAAGCACAAUCGCCUUUGACAUGAUGUCCUACUAUAAAGGAAACCUCUCAGGCCAAACGCCAGGGCUACUGCCCGGUCCUCCAGCGACCCCCUCUAUAACAAAUGCGGGAUACUUCUGGUGGGAAGCAGGUGCAAUGUUUGGAAGUCUCGUCGACUACUGGUAUUACACAGGUGACACGACAUACAAUGACGUUGUCUCACAAGCACUGCUAUUUCAGACCGGUCCGGAUAAUGACUACCUUCCUACGAACCAAACCAACGGCAUGGGCAACGAUGAUCAAGGUUUCUGGGGCAUGUCGGCAAUGACUGCAGCAGAAUUGGGCUUUCCAGACCCUCCACCCGACAAGCCACAAUGGCUCGCACUUGCUCAAGGAGUCUACAACGUUCAGGCAGGCAAGUGGGACCCUACCACGUGUAAUGGAGGCUUGCAUUGGCAAGCCUUUUCCUUUCUCAACGGUUUCACCUACAAGAACUCCAUCGCCAAUGGGUGCUUCUUCAAUAUCGCUGCUCGCCUGGCCGUAUACACGGCCAAUGAUUCAUAUGCCGUAUCUGCAGAACGAACAUGGGAUUGGGUGAGAAGUGUUAAAUUCAUAGAUGACGCCUAUAAUGUGUAUGACGGCGCGCAAUCGACCGUCGACAACUGUACGCAGGUCAACAAACAGCAAUAUUCGUACAAUUCUGCCAUCUUUCUCCUCGGGGCUGCACACAUGUACAACUAUACAAAUGGUAGCCAAAUCUGGCAGGGCCGGGUCGCCGGGCUCCUCAAUGCAACCCUCACAAACUUCUUCCGAAAUGGCAUCGCCUACGAAAACAUAUGCGAAGCGAAAGUAAGCACAUGCUCGAUCGAUAUGCUCAGCUUCAAAGCCUACCUCACGCGCUGGAUGGCGGCAGCCACGAAACAAGCCCCUUUCAUCUUCGACCAGGUCAAGGGGGUUCUCGAGAGCUCUGCCAAAGCGGCAGCCCUCCAAUGUUCCGGUUCUCCGGCCGAUCAUCCAAAUGGGAGAACGUGUGGACUCAGCUGGGCACUCGGGGCAGCGUGGGAUGGCACAUCGGGAGUCGGACAGCAAAUGGCUGCGAUGGAGGUCAUUCAGAGCAAUUUGAUCACGCAAGCGAAAGCCCCUCUGACGGCGGGCUCUGGGGGCACGAGUAAGGGAGACCCCAGCGCGGGAAGCGGAGAUAUCAGCACACCAGAAGUAGUGAAGCCGAUUACCACAGCGGAUCGAGCCGGUGCUGGGAUUUUGACGGCCUUAUUGUCUGCUAUCGUGGUGAGUGGCCUGGCCUGGGUGAGCAUGGCCGAGAAGGGGGUAGGUAUCAUGAAGGGAUGA